GCUCAUAGUGUACCAUAGCGGGGCGAUACAUCACGAAUAAAAAUGUUUGUUCAAAUCCCGUGCUUGGUCCUCUCCGGUUUACAAAAAUACUGAACACCGAUCUUCACUAAUUUGUCGGAAGGUCAUCGGAGUCGAAAGAAAAGCCCAGUAUGAAUUUCAUACCACCUAGGAAAAAAAGAAAUAAAUAAGCUGUCAAAACUGAAGUGUGCCUGGAAAAAGAGAUAGUUCCAUGGAGUGCUCUGUUCAGCCUGUGCCGUGGAAAAGGUAUGGCAGCGGUGGUCUUAAUUGUAUGAAAUAAUCGCUCGGUCCGCGAAGUUGUGUAUCAUGAAGUGGUGGCGACUGAAUCUUUAAAGCAAAACGGUAUUGACAUUAUUGUUCACCUUUGAGUAUCAGUAAUUUGUGAAUGAAUCGGUUGUGUCGAGGUGAACAAUCGAAUCAGCUAUUCUGAAGAAAUGCUUAGCGUUAUGUAGACGUAGAGAAACAACACGACAACUACAGACUGGUGUUCAAUUGUGGGUUGCAGGUGCUAUCUAGAAUUUCUCGACAUGAAUGGAGAAGAAAAAAGGAUAUGAAAUAGUGGAAGUUUUCUUCGUAAUGCAGAUGACGAUGCUAUCCUUUGUCACAGGUGGCUAUGUUCAUCCAGUCAUGGUUCUUUUGUUCUUCCGCAAAUCGAAGUUACUAUUCAUACUUGGAGAAAACGGUAGCAGAUUGUCCAUUCUGCGUAUGCGUAGCGCUAGUCGACCGUCCGUCAUGACGGUCAUAUCUUCCAAGGGAGCCGUGUCGCGAAUCGAGAGAAGGGAAAAAGCAAGAUGGCGGGCUGUGCAGGGCUCAUAAAUCCUAUCCAGCACUUUCGAGACGUAGUGGAGUUAACCGCAGUCCCCAAAACGCGCCCUCAUGAUUCAACCGUGGAGCUGUGAUGUUUUUUAUUGCUCGUUCGUCGUUGGUAUAUUGAAACUCGUGUAUAUGCGGGUGUAUGAAAAGUUGGAUAUUAUCCUUUUUUUCUAACCUGGACUUACUCAGCGCGGUUCAUCUAUUUAGUUAUUAGUCCUUUGCAAGCCAACAUAUUGAAAAUGUCUGAUAAAAUCAAAGUAGCCGUGCGGGUACGCCCGUUCAAUCGACGAGAACUUGAACUCGCAACUGAAAACGUGGUAGAAAUGAAUGGGACACAGACGAUUUUGAAAUAUCCUGCUUCGCUAGAUAAAAUAGAAAGGAAACCUCCGAAAACAUUUGCCUUUGACCACUGCUUCUACUCGACCGAUAUUGACGCGGGCAACUUCGCAUCGCAGGAGCUGGUCUUCAACAACGUUGGCAGAGAUAUACUUGAGAAUGCAUUCCAGGGGUACAAUGCAUGUAUCUUCGCGUACGGGCAGACCGGCUCAGGCAAGUCCUACACUAUGAUGGGGAAUCAGGAGAAUAAGGGAAUCAUCCCGCGGCUGUGCGACGAACUGUUUGCCUUGAUCGCAGCUAAACAGACCGAAGAGCUUUCCUACAAGGUGGAAGUUUCGUACAUGGAGAUCUACAACGAGAAAGUACACGAUCUGCUUGAUCCUAAGACGAGUAAGCAGUCACUGAAAGUACGCGAACACAAUGUACUUGGACCAUAUGUGGACGGAUUGUCGCAGUUGGCCGUUACGUCUUUCCUGGACAUCGAUAACUUGAUGGCGGAGGGAAACAAAUCACGAACGGUCGCGGCGACGAACAUGAACUCAGAGUCAUCCCGUUCACACGCGGUCUUCACCGUGGUGCUAACACAAACGCUCAUCGACACACUGUCCGGGGUGACGGGCGAAAAAGUAUCCCGCGUGUCACUGGUUGAUCUAGCCGGGAGUGAACGUGCCGUUAAAACGGGUGCAGUUGGUGAUCGGUUGAAGGAAGGCUCGAAUAUCAAUAAAAGUUUGACUACACUUGGAUUGGUCAUUUCGAAGCUGGCCGAUAGUACAGGUGGCGGUGGUGGAGGAAGUGGCAAGAAUAAGGAUAAGUUCGUCCCGUAUCGCGACUCAGUUCUGACAUGGUUACUGAAAGACAAUCUUGGUGGCAACUCGAAGACAGUCAUGCUGGCUACGCUGUCUCCGGCGGCAGAUAAUUACGAGGAGACGCUGUCAACACUACGAUAUGCUGAUCGAGCGAAGCGUAUCGUAAAUCAUGCUGUGGUCAACGAGGAUCCCAAUGCACGAAUUAUCCGCGAGUUACGCAAAGAGGUUGAGACAUUACGCGAGAUGCUGAAGCAUGCUACUGGAAGCAACUUUGGUGAUAUGAAGAGGGUUGAUAUCCACGACAAGCUCGCUGAAAGCGAAAAUCUUAUGAAACAGAUUUCGCAGACGUGGGAAGAAAAGCUGGAGAAAACGGAGCAGAUCCAGAGCGAACGUCAGCAGGCGCUGGAGAAGAUGGGCAUCAGCGUGCAAGACAGUGGAAUAAAAGUGGAGAAAAAUAAAUACUAUCUGGUUAAUCUGAACGCUGAUCCGUCACUAAACGAGUUGCUGGUAUACUAUCUGAAGGAGAAAACGUUAAUCGGGGGAAGAAGCAAUGGAUCUCCGGCAGCCACCAGUAAACAACCCGAUAUACAACUACUCGGACUUGGCAUACAACCUGAGCAUUGUCUUAUAACGAUCGAAGAGGGCGAGCUGUAUAUGGAACCCAUUGAGAACGCUCGUUGCUACGUGAAUGGAUCGGUUGUGACGGGUAAAACAGCACUUCAUCACGGGGAUCGCAUUCUUUGGGGUAAUCAUCACUUUUUCCGUGUAAAUUGCCCAAAGUCAGCGACGAACAGUGCGAACUUGGGAACCUCAGAACCACAAACACCUGCGCAGCAUAUGGACUACUAUUACGCUCAGGAAGAGCUGAUGCAGAAUGAGUUCAGUAACAAUCCAAUUCAGGCUGCUAUCGAACGGCUUGAGAAGCAACAUGAGGAGGAUAAACAAGUUGCGUUGGAGAAGCAGCGACAAGAGUACGAGAAACAGUUUCAGCAGCUUCGCAAUAUUCUGUCACCGACUACUCCGUACGCCCCGUAUGCUCCUUAUGAUCCUUUCCGGUUAGGAAAGCUGCCACCGAAUACACCAACAGCACAGCUACGCGUUGAAAAGUGGGCCCAGGAACGAGAUGAAAUGUUCAAGCGAUCACUUGGUCAGUUAAAGACGGAUAUUGUGCGAGCCAAUGCACUGGUACAAGAGGCAAAUGUACUGGCGGAAGAGAUGAAUAAGCAGACAAAGUUCAGUGUAACGCUACAGAUUCCACCGGCGAACCUGAGCCCGAAUCGGAAACGAGGAGCGUUCGUUAGUGAACCGGCUAUCUUGGUACGCCGAAUGAAUUCAGGUAGUCAAAUCUGGAGCAUGGAGAAGUUGGAAAAUAAGCUGAUUGACAUGCGUGAUUGGUACCAGGAGUAUAAAGAACGUACCGUAGCCUCAACGGGCGAAGAAAACAAGGCAAAGUCCGAUCCGUUCUACGAAUCGCAGGAAAAUCACAACCUCAUCGGGGUAGCGAAUAUUUUCCUAGAGGUGCUGUUUCACGAUGUCAAACUGGAUUAUCAUACGCCAAUCAUAAGUCAGCAGGGUGAGGUAGCGGGUCGAUUGCAGGUGGAAAUAAGUCGUGUUGCGGGCCAGUUUCCGCAGGAUCGUAUGUGCGAGUCGGCUUCGGAAAGUUCCGCCGAUUCCCACGAGGACGAAGAUACCACUCCGACCGAUCCACCGCCAAGCAAUCAGAUUUCUUGCCGUAUAAGCAUCAAGCAAGCUUCCGGAUUGCCGUUGUACCUUUCGAACUUUGUAUUCUGCCAGUAUUCCUUCUGGAAUCAUGAGGUGGCGGUGGUGCCAGCUACAAAUCAAGAGGUUGCCGGACACAACCAGAAUAUUACAUUCAAGUUCGAUCACGAAGCAGAUUAUAUUGUCACAAUGAACGAGGAGUUCCUUGAACAUUGUACGGACGGGGCGCUUUCCAUCGAGGUGUGGGGUCACCGAUCCGUUGGGUUUUCGCGCAUGAAGGACUGGGAAGUUGAGCAGCAGCAAGCGAAGGCUCGCUCAUUGGCCGACCGUUGGGCGGAAUUAUCACGAAAAAUCGAACUGUGGGUUGAAAUUCACGAGUUGAAUGACAACGGCGACUGGGCGCCAGUGGAGGUGCAAUGUUCGCGUGACAUGCUUACUGGGGGAGUGUACCAGCUGCGACAAGGGUUUCAACGGCGAGUCAUGGUGCGUGUCAAGCCAGUACAGAACUCCGGCACACUGCCGAUUAUAUGUCAGUCGAUCAUUAACGUAUCGAUGGGUUGCGUGACGGCGCGAUCAAAGCUGCAGAAACCAAUGGACUCUUAUCAGGAGGAAGAUUUGACUGUGUUGCGAGACAAGUGGAGUGAGGCGCUUGGCAGAAGGCGCCAGUACCUCGACCAACAGAUACAGAGGCUUAUCAACAAAGACGACAAGACAGAACAAGAAAAAGAACGUGAGCAGAGCCUGGUCAAUCAGUGGGUGUCACUGACUGAGGAACGUAACGCUGUACUUGUGCCCGCACCUGGUUCAGGUAUUCCUGGUGCGCCCGCAUCCUGGGAUCCGCCAUUGGGAAUGGAACCGCACGUGCCUGUGCUGUUUCUUGAUCUCAACGCGGACGAUCUGACGACGCAGGGUUCCAACGACGAGGUUCCGCUUGCGGGGCUGAACUCCAUCUUGCCAAAAGAACAUGGAAAUAAGUUCUAUAGCCUUCAGAUCAUUCAGCAUCUAGACAAAGACAUUUGCGCUAUCUGCAGCUGGGACUCGUCCAUCCACGAUUGCGCCUCGUUGAAUCGCAUAACGGAGGCAAACGAACGUGUUUAUCUAAUUCUAAAAACCACCGUCCGUCUGUCGCACCCGGCCCCAAUGGAUUUGGUGCUGCGAAAGCGACUAGCGUUAAAUAUCUACAAGCGGCAAAGUUUCACAGAUCGUUUAAAGAAGUUGCGCAUUGGACGAGCGGAGUCAUUGUCAUUACAGUCUGGCGUGACGUACGAGGUCGUGUCGAACAUACCAAAGGCAUCCGAGGAGCUUGAAGAUCGGGAAUCAUUGGCACAGAUUGCAGCCACCGGCGAAGAUUGUUCGGCAAGCGAUGGAGAAACUUACAUCGAAAAAUACACCAAAGGAGUGUCAGCUGUUGAAAGCAUCCUAAUGUUAGACCGUCUGCGGCAGAGCGUAGCUGUGAAAGAACUGGAGCAAGUCCGGGGACCAACGCUAUCCAUGCGAAAGACAGCCAGCGUGCCAAAUUUCUCACAGGUGAGAUUUUUCGAUGCUUCAUUCGAGUCGCUGCUAAGUAUUGGUCGCUCAGAAUCGUAUGCCGAUUUGAAGAUGGGUCUUAACACUGCUCAAAGCACACGAGAUACAGUGACAGGAAGUCGGCAGAAGUUGAAAAAUAGCAGUUUUGGAGAAGAAACGGCAAACUCGAGCUAUGGUUUAGCGUCCCCUGCUGCAAGUAAAUUGGCCCAAAGAAUGACAACGUUGCACGAGGAACCACUCAUCAAGCAAAUCUGCUACGAGGAGGAAGGCGAAGACAGAUUUAGUGAACCGGAGUUCGCUGAAUACAACGACUUCUACGAGCAACCGAUGGGGAAAAAGCCGUCCCUGUCGAUGAUGAAGUCUUCACACACAGUGGAAUCGUUCCUCGACAUCGAUAAACGCCAAGCUACGUCGGGCGACUCGAUGAAUAUGGUCGGGGCAACUGCGGGAUCAAAAUUCAGCAGUAAAUCGAAGAUGGAAUCUUCGUCAAUAGGUGGCAUAUCAUCGGCACCCGUGGCUGGGGGUAAUGGUAACAGUGUUAAUGGGAUAAAGUAUCAAUCCACAACUGCUGGUCACAUGACGCCUAGUAUGAGUUCGUCCACAUCGAGCGGAUACGGAUCGCAAGCUGUCUCUUGCAGCAAUCUUACCAACGACGAUACAUAUUCCAUCCGAUCAUUAAGCGUUGGAGAAACACCGGAAACAAUGUCACCGUCCAAUAAAAUGCAAGAACAAGUCCUCGCGAAAACACCGGAUAAUGGCGCCGCUAUAGGUGCUUCGUCAGCCAUAACCUCUGCCACCGAGAAUAAACCUAUGGUGGCAAGCACUGAUGAAUACAGCAGCUCAUCUGUAACUGCCGUAGAGAUUCCAAAAAGGGUUAAUCCGUUCCUUAAAGACAACAGCUAUGAGGCAUACGAUGACUCCAGUAGAUCGCGGGCAUCCACUCUGGAUGAUGUUCUUUUGGAGGAGAAUGAUUUACAUGAAGACGAUGAAGGGUCGGCAGUCAUCAAGCAGUUCGAUUCCAGCGAAAACGCUGUUUCAUUUACAGCAAUAAAUGAAUCAUCGCAGAUUAUCGAUGAGAGCGAGGAAAGCUAUCAAAGGGUCAAUAACAAACAAGCAGUGAUGGACACCAGCUCCUCUUCAACGUCAAGCAAACAAGAAAUGAUGCCUGAUUGGGUAGUUGUUGGUGAAUCAGUUCUUAUACGACCUUAUAAUACCAGUGGAGUAAUUGCCUUUAUUGGACCUACUCAUUUCCAAGGAGGAACUUGGAUAGGAAUUGCGCUGGAUACUCCUACUGGUAAGAAUGACGGAACUGUGCAAGGCAUCCAAUACUUUGAUUGUCGACCAAAGCAUGGCAUUUUCGUACGAGUGGAUAAGUUGAUACUUGAUAAACGGGGUCGCGCUAUGCGGGAGUUAAAAAAGGCAGAAAAAUUGAAAGCUGAACAAUCCGGCAGUGCAAAGGUUGGCAGAGUGCUCCCCGGCAGCCCGGGAUUGGCGACGAACGCAUCGCGCAAAUGAUACGAGUCCAAUCGUGGCCUCAAUACAGCGCGGUGCUCGCUGAGGUCUUUUACGGGUCGGAAGCGGUUUGUACUGAAGUCUGCUUCGGUUGCUGCAUUUACCCGUGGUUAAUUAAUCGGCAAAGAUGUAUCGUCGAUCAAGACUUGUCAAAAACUCUCGUCAGAGCGAGAGUCCUGACCGAAGCGGUUUGUCAGAGGAUUUAACAAUCUGAAUAUUCAUAUACCUUAAGCCCCGUACCUUUAGAUAGCUAUAUGUGGAGUUUUUUAUGAAGGGACAAACGAGAAAAUGAUGCAAACAUUGACAAAUGCGAAACUAGAACAAACAAUGUUUUUUUAGUUGCAGGGUCUUUAUAUGAAGUCUUAUGGAUUUUGAUUAAUUUUUGCGAUGCGAUGCUUUUUUCUAUACACAAAAUAUAGACGCAAAAAGACGCCACCACAUUGUAGAGGUAGUAGUGCGGCAUACACACAUAUAAUUCAAUCCCCAUAAAUCCUUAGUGUGAUAGUGUUGCGCACGAAAUUGCCCGAAGAACAUUUAUCAACCGCGAUGUGUGAUUAUCGUAGAUCGAUGCACUUGAUUUGAAAAUAUUGAAUGUAUGCCAGCUAUUCAAACGUUAAGCAAAAAAUAGUGUAGAGAAAAAUCCAGGUAGAAUUUUAAAUCUUUAUUUCACCAAUGUGAUAGUUGAAAAAAAACACUUUGGUGCGAUAAUGCAUCACGAUUCCACUUAGCUUUAUUAAACCGAUAGUUGAGUGGUCUCUGCAUCUUAAGG
Anopheles coustani is the source of this 7500-nucleotide messenger RNA. It is a transcript of the gene Khc-73, whose product is annotated as kinesin-like protein KIF13A. Gene Ontology annotation, molecular function: microtubule binding; ATP hydrolysis activity; ATP binding. The transcript is spliced from 13 exons. Gene Ontology annotation, cellular component: microtubule; kinesin complex. Lineage: Eukaryota; Metazoa; Arthropoda; Insecta; Diptera; Culicidae. The coding region runs from base 1071 to 6734 and encodes 1887 amino acids. The record is from RefSeq and is a predicted model, not a curated record. Gene Ontology annotation, biological process: microtubule-based movement; cytoskeleton-dependent intracellular transport.